Postia placenta MAD-698-R-SB12 is the source of this 4234-nucleotide messenger RNA. RefSeq lists its product as hypothetical. The coding region runs from base 1 to 3852 and encodes 1283 amino acids. The record is from RefSeq and is a predicted model, not a curated record. Lineage: Eukaryota; Fungi; Basidiomycota; Agaricomycetes; Polyporales; Adustoporiaceae. Gene Ontology annotation, molecular function: RNA binding. The transcript is spliced from 7 exons.
AUGUCUCUGUCUGCGACGGACAGCAACGGCUCCUUUGCCAGAGUUGCAUCUGGCAAGACGCCUCCUCCGGCGCCCUCAGCUGCCUAUGCGAAAAGAGCGAGGGAGCUCGAGGCUGAGCAGGGGAUCGGUGCUCGAUACAGGCCUCCCGCGCUGCGCGCCAUAGCCACUGGCGGUUCUCCUCCUAAUGACGGACCUCCAUCUGCCACCAACACGGGCGAUUCUUCUACGCUGACGCCCACGAACUACCCUGCGGGUUUCAGGAGGGCGAGGGCCGGUACCUUGCCUUCCAACGUUCAACUCGCCGCUCAGCGGUUUGCCGCCGCGUCCAGCACAUUGAGCGGCACCACCGCGGCUGCGGCUGCUACUGCGUCUACAGAUUCAUUCACGGAUCAGCUGCAGAGGCACAGCCUCGCCCCGCCACCUUCGACGGCGGCUGCCCCCGUCCGACCAGGCUUACGUCACUCAACUUCCGUUGCAUCCUCCGCCGCCUCAUCAGCUCUCACGGAGCGCAACAGUCGCCUCAGAUCGGGCUCAUUGACUCUGCCCUCUGCUGGCUUGUCUAACGCAUUCGGCAACUCGAUUUUUUCCACCUCGUGGCUCUCGUCGCGGAACGGAGGCCUGCCGGUUUUGGACGAUUUGCGAUCCGUUACGUCCAUGGACUCAGGCGCUGACGACUUUGACGUACAUACCCUCGACUAUCUCGGGCUAGACGAGACACUCCGCCACCCGCCAGCGGCCACCAUUUCGGAGUUGCGCAACCAAGCGCAGGCGGCGAUCGCCGGCAAUCUCGCGUCUAAUCCAUCCCGGCUGCGUGCGACCACGGUCUCGAACCCAUACCACCUUAGGCCCUCUGCAGGGACGUCGCUACUUUCUACGCCUAAUCCUGAGGAGGAGCUGUAUGGUCAGGAUGUUUAUGGCGGGCAGGGGCUGGAUUCAUACGGCGAUUCCGAGGGUGAUUACCUGUCAUCCGGUUACGUUGCGAAGGGUUUCAAGCAGGUUGAUCACCUCUCCGUCGGUCUUGGAUCGCGCCCUCGUGCGAUCUCUGUGGGCAAUCUCGAUGAUACCACUAGAGCUCUUCACAGGCGUGCUGGGGUCGCGGAGGCUCAGUCUGCCUAUGCAAAUGAUAUUGCCCUUCAAGGUGGUUUGGGUGGCAUUCUGCGUAACGACAAGGCGAAUGUCCGCGGUGGUGUGUCCCCCUCGGUUCACUUCCCCAAUGGCGAGCUGUCUCGCAGCAACUCGUACUUGAGUGCGCCUUCGAGUCAGAACCGGGCGACGUCUCCCAAGUCGGAGAAUUCCACGCAGAUGCAAACUCCCACGCGCUCCUUGUGGAUUGGGAAUUUGGACAGCUCAGUCACCAGCGAGCAACUCAUUCAUGUGUUCGCGCCUUAUGGUGCCAUUGAGAGUCUGAGGUUGUUGCCCGAGAAGGAAUGCGGCUUUGUGAACUUCGUCGAUCAGACGGAUGCUAUCAGGGCUAAGGAGGAUGUGCUCAACCGUCUUGGAGGGGAUAUAGGUAUGCCAAACGGACAAACCGUGCGCAUAGGUUUCGGCAAGGCCGACAGUGCGCCUGUGGCCCCCGCAAAAGGCACGAACAUGAACAGCCCUUCAGCUACUUCUCCCGGAGGUCCGCUGGGGAAGAGUACAAAUAACAACGCAGGGCUGGCGGGGAUGGAUGCGCAGCUGCAGUCUACGCCUACAAGGGCGUUGUGGAUUGGAUCCAUCCCGUCCACUACGACGCCUGCUACGAUUCUGAGUGUCUUCAGUCCAUAUGGGCCGAUUGAGUCUGCGAGGGUUCUGACGCACAAGAACUGUGGAUUUAUCAACUUUGAGCGACUGGACGAUGCCGUGAGGGCUCGGAAGGCUCUCAACGGGCGUGACGUGCUUGGGAGCGACGUUGGAGCCAUUCGCAUUGGCUUUGCCAAGGUUCCAGUCAAAAAUGGACCUGAGGGAAGCACCGGUCAAGAUGAAACCGCAGGCCUCAACGUACAGGGUGUUGGUGAUCUCAGUGUCGGAGCUACGAUUCACGCCCUUCGCAGCAUCAAGGGAGCGACUACCAUCCCCGUAGAUCAGCAGGUCCUUAGUGGUGCAGUGGAGAAUUACCGAUCUAACUUGCUCCUGAGCUUGAUUGCGUCUGGUGCUCAUACUGGCGCUUACGAUAGUGCUGGUAAGCCGGCUGGCUGGACCCCAUCGGUCACCGAGCAGCAAAUGAUUAUGAAGGAGCUCAGUGGCGGCAGUCCUGAUGCCGAGGCUGAUAUCCAGAUCCUUGCUGAAUUCCGACCGCCUACCAUGUACUAUACCACCAUUCCUCUCGUGUCUGAGAGGCCGCACAACAGGCGAUGGGAUGCAUCGAAGCUGCGUGAGCUGCGCAAGCGCCUUGACACCAGCACCAUUUCCACGGAGGAGAUUGACAAUGUCGCUGCCGACUUCUUGGACGGAGAGAUUGUUGACCUCGCGUCGGAUUGGCUUGGUAAUACGGUUGUACAAAAAUUGUUUGAGAAGUGUUCUCCAGGUCCCAGGCUGGCAAUGUUGGAGCGAAUCAGCCCGCACCUCGCCAUGAUCGGCAUCCACAAGAAUGGGACGUGGGCAGCGCAGAAGAUUAUCGAGUGUGUCCAGACCCCGGACGAGGUCGCUCUGAUCACGCAGAACUUGCGGCCUUACGUUCCGCCGCUCCUUCUGGACCAGUUCGGCAAUUACGUCGUACAGUGCUGUCUCCGCUUUGGUGCGCCUGCCACGGAUUUCUUAUUCGAUGCCAUGGUGGACCGCUUGUGGGAGAUCGCCCAGGGACGUUUUGGAGCCCGUAGCAUGAGAGCUUGUCUUGAGAGCAGUCACAUCACGCUCAGCCAGCAGCGCCGUAUUGCCACGGCCAUCAUUCUUAACUCUAUUCCGCUGGCAACCAACCCGAACGGCGCCCUCCUCCUGACAUGGCUUCUCGACACAUCCAGCUUCCCCUCGAGAUACAAUUUGCUCGCGCCGCGUUUUACGCCGCACUUGUCGCACCUCUGCACGCACAAGCUCGCUUCGCUCACUGUCCUCCGGAUCGUCAACCAGAAGGUGGAGUCUGAAGCGUCCGCGCAGAUUGUAGAGGCCUUGUUCUCCUCUCCUGGCGACCAUGUUCUCACGGAUGUCCUUGGCGACCAAGUCAAUGGUGUGGCUGUUGUCCACAAAAUUUUGACGAGUCCCUUCGUCGACCCUGUCAAGCGCCCGAGUUACAUCGAGGCCACCAAACGCGUCCUCAUCGAAUUGAAAGUGAUCGCCACCCAGGCCUACCGUCGUCUAAUCGAGGAGGUCGGUUUGCCAGUACCCAACCUGCAGCCCACCUACACGACGAACGCUCCUCCUUCCAACGGCAAGAACAAGUACACUGCCCAGAGCAACUUCGGGAUGCCAGGUUUGCCAGCUGGGUAUCCUUCGAGUGAUCAGGGCCUUGCGUCGAUGAUGGCGGCGCUCCAAAUGGGUGGGCAGAAUGCUGCGUCUGCACCCCCUCGCCUCCAGAUCGACCCGGCGUAUGGCCAGGGCAGUGUUGGGGGACGAGGUCGCUCCCCUAACCCUGCCUCCACAUUCUCUCCCUCGACUGACCCUUUCAACCCGUUUGCAAUGCGGUCUCCCGAUAUGUCCAGUCCCCGCAACAGCGUUCCUCGCCGUAAUGGAGGCGUCCAGUCAGGCAAUCACCAGUCGAGCGUUCCGUUCGGUGCACAGUCCCCUAGCCUUACGCAAGCUGCCAACCUGAUGGGCAUGGGACAGCCCUCUUACAACAACAUGACGCCGCAAUCAGUUCCGCCGCACGUUUACCAAGCAUAUAUGUACCAGAUGUACCAACAGCAAAACUCGCCCAACGUCGGCACCUUCCACGCUUAGAGCGCAAGUCAAUCGCACUGCUAUCGUUGACGACCAUCACGAAUUGCUCUCGGGACAAAAGUUCCAGAUAUGAAGUACUGUUCCUCUGUUCCCUCCUGCUGUUAUAUAUACUGUUCUCUCACUGGGCCCGCGAACGGUUGUUUGCUACCCGGAUUAUAUACCCCUCUGAAAGCAAUAGUUGGUGCGCUCUCACACUCCCUUGCUCAUUUACAAACAAAAGCAGGUUCAAGCACCAUGGGGCGGUGUCAUAUGCUGACGCUGUGAAGUGGGUGCAUGGUUGGUUGUUCAGGUCUCUACUACUCCUCGGUCGCUACAAUGUACAAGUACGGAAGGCUGUAGGAUAUGGCCGAUAAAUCUAGCGUAUAGAUGAACUUGUCUGAAC